Molecule: messenger RNA, 462 nt
Organism: Hymenoscyphus albidus
Lineage: Eukaryota; Fungi; Ascomycota; Leotiomycetes; Helotiales; Helotiaceae
Source: the annotation of a GenBank genome assembly
AUGCAAUACUCAUUCGCUCUUCUUGCCUUGGCAACCCUCGCAGUUGCACAGACAGAUCUCCCCAGCUCUGGAGUCGCAUCUGUCACCAGCGCAGCACCAUCUUCCACUCCGGCCGCAUCGAGUGCAGCUGCCACCGGUGCUGAUCCAACAAUCAUCACAAGUUCCUCCGUUUCAAGCAUUCCUACCGCAGUCCACACCGAUUCGCGAUCUAUGACAACUUCCGUCAGUACCUCAGCCUCAUCAUCAGAGGCAUCAAAAGUACCAGUCAACCCACUCAACGGCAGUGGUACCAGCAGUGGCAGUGGAAGCAACUCCACAAUCACCUCAAAUGGUUCCGGAAACUCGACAUCUUCCUCUUCACCACCAAUCAAGUCCGCAAAGCCAAACUCUGCCUCGGGGUCUGCAAAUGCUAUGGGAGGACUUAUGAGCGUCGUUGUCGCUGGUGUUGUCAUGCUUCUGUAA